AUGAGGAUUGCCGUCAUCGGCGGCGGUCCAUCCGGCCUGGUAACCCUGAAAUAUUUAUGCGAGGCGCAAAAAUCACUUGGCUGCGAACCAGUCGAGGUUGUGCUAUUCGAGUAUCAGGAAGGGGUAGGGGGAACAUUUCUAGGCCGAGCCUAUGAGGAUGCAGAGCUGUGGCCGCACAUCAAGCUGAGUACCAGAGUCAUUUCAGUUUCUCGAGGUACUCAUGGCAAUCACGUCAUCAAAUACCAGGCCAACGACGGACGCUUGCAGCUAUGGGAUUGCGAUGCCGUCGCUGUUUGUUCCGGCUUACACGUGGAGCCAAACGUUCCGCAUAUCCGCGGGAUUAGCACCGUUAAGAAGGUCAUGCAUUCGUCGCAGUUCAAGUCCCGAGCACAGUUCAAUGGUUGCAAAGUGGUAAUGGUGGUAGGCUGCGGCGAAACCGGUGCGGACGUGGCAUAUCUGGCCGCUACACAUGCAGAAGUGGAUCGAGUCGUUCUUUGUCACAAGGAUGGUUUCCAUUUUGCGCCAAAGCGCAACGCUGGUCCCGUGCUGUUGCCGAUAUUAGGUCGCGCGCCGAACCCUGCGAAGCCUGGCAUUCCGAUUGAUGUGAGCAGGGCCAAUCUUUUUGAUACGGCUUAUGUCCAUAGCAUACUGCGUCAAAAAGACUAUUUGCUGUGGGAAUACUACCGAGUCUACAUUACGGUCUUGCUGUGGCUGAGCUCGGGCACAACGGCGGGGAUGGACCAAUGGGCUGGUGAAAUCAGCCCGGCGCGCCACCAUCCCUCCAAGAUUUUUUUUAAUAAGUCGAUGAAGGUUUGUCCGUACAUCAGUUUCCCUUAUAGGCCGCAGGUCCCCGGGCGCCGCUUGUGGCUCUAUGCCCUUCGCUCGGCUCUGGUUCAGAUCCCCGUGGAAGACACGAAUGGGCGAUGCGUGGACUUGGCUCCGUGGCCGCUCCGAGUUCAGUCGUCGGGUUUCGUUGAAUUCAUCGAUAACGGCAGGCCUGAAUAUCAAAGAAUGAAAAACCGCCGGGUGCGUCCCGACAUGAUUGUUCUUUGCACGGGCUGCAAGCAGAGUUUUCCUUUUCUUGACCAACGGAGCGACCCUCCGUACGCGAAACCAACAACAAGGGACGUUCGGCAGAUAUGGAAGCGCAGUGAUCCAUCUGUCGGUUUUAUUGGAUUCGUACGUCCGUCGCUGGGGGCUAUACCACCGCUCUCGGAGAUGCAGGCUCAAUUGUGGAUUACUCACCUCCUAGCCGGGCAUCAUCUUCCUCGACCUUUGCAUCCAGAAGACGAGUGGCACUAUAGGCUCCGCAUCGUGCCGGGAGCUCGUGUGCCGGACGGUGUAGACCACGAGAGCUAUGUGUAUCAGUUGGCCCUUGACAUGAAUUCUGCGCCAGGUUUUACGGAUGUUGCUCGCUUUUGGUCUCUCAAAUUACUGCUUGUGUGGGCACUCGGCGCAAAUUUUAACACAAAGUUUCGGCUGUGUGGUCCGUGGCGAUGGGGCGGAGCGCCUGCUCUGCUCGCAUCAAGUGAGUUCUGGGAGACCAUCACCAGACGGCCCAUCAUAUUUGGCCACUUCGCAGUCUCUUUCUUGCCGAUGCUAGCAUUUGGACCAAUCAACUUUGUGUGUUUGUUGGUUGGGACGUUAUUUCCCACUUACGCAAAGUCAAUGGAACAGUGUUCCUACAAUACCCAUGCGCCCGGAGCAGCUGGUGCGGCGAAAGCCAGCAACGGCGGCGGUUGA
Molecule: messenger RNA, 1743 nt
Organism: Beauveria bassiana ARSEF 2860
Lineage: Eukaryota; Fungi; Ascomycota; Sordariomycetes; Hypocreales; Cordycipitaceae
Product: dimethylaniline monooxygenase
Exons: 5
Coding region: 1-1743 (580 amino acids)
Molecular function (GO): N,N-dimethylaniline monooxygenase activity; flavin adenine dinucleotide binding; NADP binding
Source: RefSeq, a predicted model, not a curated record